Messenger RNA from Archocentrus centrarchus (flier cichlid), 5219 nucleotides. RefSeq names its product disintegrin and metalloproteinase domain-containing protein 10-like. Gene Ontology annotation, cellular component: synaptic membrane; plasma membrane. NCBI's taxonomy places the organism in Eukaryota, Metazoa, Chordata, Actinopteri, Cichliformes, Cichlidae. Gene Ontology annotation, molecular function: metalloendopeptidase activity involved in amyloid precursor protein catabolic process. The record is from RefSeq and is a predicted model, not a curated record. Gene Ontology annotation, biological process: Notch signaling pathway; membrane protein ectodomain proteolysis.
CACGGCGCUGGAGAGAGGGAGAGGAGGCGAUGUGAGGAAGCUGCAAUAAACACACAGGGCGUCUGCGCCUGUCUAAGUAGGACAAUAAAGUGAAAACGGCAUCAAUGCUCUAACAAUGGAUUUGUCAUAUACCCUCCUCCUAAAAGUUUUCCUCUUCGUGCACUUGCUAAACUACACCCAAGGACACUAUAGAAAUCCCCUGAACAAGUACAUCCGCCACUAUGAAGGCCUGUCCUACAACACAGAGCUUGUGCACAGCAAGCAUCAGAGAGUCAAGAGGGCACUCUCCCAUGAAGACAAAUACCUGCAGUUAGAUUUCCAUGCCCAUGGAAGGCAUUUUAAUUUACGAAUGAAGAGAGAUACUGCCUUGUUUGCCCCAGAUUUGAAGGUAGAUGUUUCAGGAGAAGAAAUUCCAUAUGAUACCUCUCACAUCUACACCGGAGAAAUCUUUGGUGAGAAAGGUACAUUGACUCAUGGCUCCAUUGUGGAUGGUAAAUUUGAGGGCUUCAUUCAGAGCUACCAUGGCACUUACUACGUAGAGCCUGCUGAGAGGUACCUUGAGGGCAAGGAUGUGCCCUUCCACUCUGUCAUCUACCAUGAAGACGACAUACACUACCCGCACAAAUAUGGCCCAGAGGGAGGCUGUGCCGAUAGCUCUGUGUUCGAAAUGAAGAAAUACCAAGCCUCUGCCAUGGGGGAGCCCCUUAAGGAAGUUCAUGUUGAGUCGGACGCUGAGCUGCUGAGGAAGAAGAGGAUGGCCCAGGCUGAGAAAAACACCUGUCAGCUUUUUAUUCAGACCGACCACCUCUUCUUCAAGUAUUACAAGACUAGAGAAGCUGUCAUAGCGCAGAUCUCCAGUCAUGUCAAGGCCAUCGAUGCCAUCUAUCAGGGCACAGACUUCAUGGGCAUUCGUAACAUCAGUUUUAUGGUGAAAAGGAUCCGGAUAAACACCACCAAUGAUGAGAGAGACAGGACCAACCCAUUCCGCUUUGCCAACAUUGGGGUGGAGAAGUUUUUGGAGCUGAACUCUGAGCAGAACCACGACGACUACUGCUUGGCUUAUGUUUUCACUGACAGAGAUUUUGACGAUGGGGUGUUGGGUUUGGCCUGGGUGGGAGCCCCCUCAGGGAGCUCUGGGGGCAUCUGUGAAAAAAGCAAGCUGUACUCAGAUGGAAAAAAGAAAUCUCUCAACACUGGUAUAAUCACUGUACAGAACUAUGCCUCCCACGUACCUCCGAAAGUCUCCCAUAUCACUUUCGCACAUGAAGUAGGGCACAACUUUGGCUCCCCGCAUGACUCUGGAUCUGAGUGCACACCCGGGGAAUCCAAAAGCCAAGACAAGAAGGAGAAGGGCAAUUAUAUCAUGUAUGCGAGAGCUACAUCGGGAGACAAGCUCAACAACAAUAAGUUCUCCCUCUGCAGCGUUCGCAACAUCAGCCAGGUGCUGGACAAAAAGAGGAACAACUGUUUUGUUGAGUCGGGCCAGCCCAUCUGUGGCAAUGGUAUGGUGGAGCCUGGUGAGGAGUGUGAUUGUGGCUACAGUGAUCAGUGCAGGGACCAGUGCUGCUAUGAUGCCAACCAGCCUGACAAUAAGAAGUGCAAAUUAAAGCCCAACAAAGUCUGCAGCCCCAGCCAGGGUCCUUGUUGUACAUCUGAUUGCACUUACAAGGGUCGUAAUGAGAAGUGCAGAGAAGAGUCGGAGUGCGCUCACCAGGGCAUGUGUAACGGAGUCAGUGCCCAGUGCCCCACAUCGGAGCCCAAGGCCAACUUCACCGCCUGCCACGGAGAAACUCAAGUCUGCCUCAACGGGGGCUGCUCCGGCUCCAUCUGUGAGAAGUACGGGCUCGAGGCGUGUACCUGUGCCAGCCAAGAUGGCAAGGAUGAGACUGAGCUCUGCCACGUGUGCUGCAUGGAGAAGAUGAAUCCCAAGUGCAGCAGCACAGGAUCAUAGCGUCUGGCUCGUUUCUUCAAUAAAAAAGUCACCACGCUGCCAGCUGGCUCGCCUUGCAAUGACUUUAAGGGCUACUGCGACGUGUUCAUGAAGUGCCGACUGGUGGACGCAGAUGGGCCUCUUGCCAGACUAAAGAAAGCCAUCUUUAACCCUGAGCUGUAUGAGAACAUUGCAGAGUGGAUUGUGGCUCACUGGUGGGCAGUGCUGUUGAUGGGUAUCGCUCUCAUCAUGCUGAUGGCUGGUUUCAUUAAGAUCUGUAGUGUCCAUACACCGAGCAGCAACCCCAACCUUCCCCCUCCAAAACCACUUCCAGGUACUUUGAAGAGACGACGAGCGCAGCAGCACGCCAGCUCUCAGGUGCAGCACCAGUCCCAGCACCCGCACGGCCACAGCGGACACGGGGGCCACGGCGGCCAGCGGCAGGCACAGAGGCAGCCUCAGCGGCAGGCACAGCCCCAGAGGCACCACCGUCAGCCCAGAGAGAACUAUCAGAUGGGCCAGAUGAGACGCUGAGACCCUGCACCCAGCCCCCUGCUCCCCCCCAAUGCCUUGGCUCCUCCUUGUGCCUACAGAGGGAAACAAAAGCGUCACUCCAUCCAAAGAAACGCCUGACAUGGUUGUUAGUCAUCGUCAUAUCCUCCAACUACAGACAAAAUAAGACACGUGAAAAAGAGAAAACACUAUUCAGCAACUCUAUUGGCUCUGUUGGAGUGGACUUGACCAUCAGCCAUUUCCAUGCAGUGCGAUCUAGCAUCUUUUUCCAUCUUUUUUUCUUUUUUUUUUUAAGGAGUGCCAAGGAGUUAAGGAAUCAUUUGUAGCUUAGUACAUUUUGUGUGUGUGUUUGUUUUGUUUUUUUUUCUUUUCUAUUGCAACGUCUUCUUGAGUGGCAAGCUCGUGGCUGCUGUAAAUGUGCUUUUCUUUUUUUUUUUUUUUUCCUCGUCUUCUUUUCUUUUCACCAUUUUAGCCGGGAAUGAGAGACACUCCAGUGGGGAUUUGCGGCACUUUUGUGAUUUAACCAUGUCAAACGGCAAAAGACACAGGCUCCGGUCUCUCGUGCAGACAGUCUCUGCAUGUGAUUGUAAAUAUUUAGUGUAUCAUAAGUGAAAACAAACUAUUUCUUCUACUGGUAAAUGUGUAAUUCUUCACUUUUUUUUCUUUAAUUUUUCGGUAGUGCUCUCAGGAUUCUUAACACAUAAAUGAAGGAAUGACGGUUGUGAUGAGUUCCUUGGACGCUGCCGUUGAGGAUUUGAUGCCAUCGAGUUCUCUUCGCAGUCCAAUCAGGUGGAUCUCUCUCACUUUCAUCACUAGGUUUUGAUUUUUUUUUGAACAGCAUGGUCGCCAUAUCUCACAUUUUAGGCCCUGUCUGUUCAAGGUCCCUUUGUUCCAUCAAUUUUUUUUGUUUUUUUUAUUGUCUUGCUAACAUCAUGUUUUCCCCAUGUUUGUAUGACAAACUAGAUGAGGUCAGAAACCGAAGGAAGGAUCGCCUAGUUUGCUACAACUGUUUACUGUCUUUACCGAUUUUUGUUUUGAUAAUGAAGAAUGAAUAACCACUAACUGAAGCUGAUGUUGAUCCUGCCUGUUCAGAUAUGAAGAUGAGGGAAAGUGAAGGCUGCUGUGGCUUAGUGUGAAGUGAGAGUGUAUCAUGUUGCAGAGUUAGUUUACAUGAGUGUGGAAAUAAAUUUUUAAAAUGACUAAAAAAAAAAAGAGAGAUGAAUCAUUCUAUUAUUCUUCAAAUAGCGAAUCUAAGAGCUUUUCAGUGUGGGCAUGCAGAACAUUUACUAAAUGUGACUAUUAAUGACCAAGGUUUGUAAUGUUUUUAUUUCGCUCAACACUAUUUACUUUGAACAGCUGGAGCAAGCAGUGUAACGCAGCAGUUGCUGUCACAUUUAUUCACUCACGCAUCCCUCAGUGUGGUCACUGCUUCCACAGGAAACAAGCUUCGGGGCAGAUCUCACCCAAGGACUGAAUCCCUUAAGAGCUCAUGAGUGCAGGCCUCAGUCUGAGUUUACAUGAGCGUGCCGUAAAACUUUUACAGAGCUGUGCACAGGCUUUAGAAAAUCCAGGAAGCACCUGCAAAGUCUUCACUUUAAAAGAAUGAGAGGAAGGCUGUAUGUUUUUUUGGGGGGAGUGGGGGCUUUUUGUGUGGGAUUGUUUGACCUCAGGUGUUUUCUUCCUCUCUUCACUGCAACCAAAGGGGGCAUCUAGGAGAAAUCAUAACACUUACUGGGAUGAUUUGGUAACGCAUCAUGACACAUUGUGCGAAAUCCCGUCGUUUAUUUACCACGCAGACAUUUCGCCUAACGGAAUGCUUCGACGUGUGGGUGGAAAGCACCAACGACACAUUGCAGAUUUUGCGUUACACGCUGUGGAAGGACUUUGUGUGUUCUGACUUCAUUUUAUCGUGGCAUUACAGUUAUACUUUAAAUGCAUGCGGGUACUAAUCACAGAUAAUAUCUUGCAACACUGUCCUGAUGGUCGUUCUAGCACACAUGUGCUCUGGAGGGGACACGACCAAAAUAAUGACGUCUCCGGUUCCUUUUCACGCGGCAGAUGAAUCGAACAGGUCGGCGGUUUUCUCUGUACAAAAUGGAGCUCUUUUUAAAUUUCAUCUCCUGAGCCACGUCACACCUGUCGGGCCCGGAGAAUUUACCUGUAAACUUGUACAGUACUUCGAAAAAAUUUGCAUUUUCAUUUGAAAAUGAAAAUUACAUUUUUGAUACAUCGGUUUAAUUUUUGUAUCCUAAUUCCAGAGUAAGUUGUUAAAGAUGUUCAUAUGUGACAAACUUUCCUCUCUUCUAAGUUAUUUAUGUUCUUAUAUGUGCUAGUUGAACUGGAGUUUGCUUAUGAUACUUUUCUCCACCAUCAUCAAUGGUUAAAAACAAUUCAGUGUGAUGGAGUUAAUGUUACAUUCUCAUUUUGUCUUUGUUAUCCUGUGGCAUGGUUUGGGUAGAAGAGCUGAAGAAUAAUGCCUGUAAAUUUACUUUCUUUUUAAUUUCGUAGUCUUGGUAAAGUUUUAGAUAAACGUGCACUGAAAAUGUCCAAAUUGAGUUGAAAUGUUGUAGGUGAUGUAGGCCGAAAGAACACAAGAUUAAAAAGUAAUACUACUGUCUGAUUUUAAUGUUCACUGUGUUUUAUACAGUAUCGGAAAUUUUUGUUCACUUUGAACAUUUUUACUAAAAAAAAAAAAAUUUCAAAUUGUAUUGUGCAAAGAGAUGUAAUUUUUGGAGUACUUGAAAUGCAUUAAUUAAAAGACUCGUUCAAAAUAAAA